This is a messenger RNA of Oncorhynchus keta (chum salmon), 558 nucleotides long. Its product is annotated as beta-chimaerin-like. The annotation marks the transcript as partial. The transcript has 5 exons. Gene Ontology annotation, biological process: regulation of GTPase activity. NCBI's taxonomy places the organism in Eukaryota, Metazoa, Chordata, Actinopteri, Salmoniformes, Salmonidae. The record is from RefSeq and is a predicted model, not a curated record. Gene Ontology annotation, molecular function: GTPase activator activity.
CCCGCCUCCUGUGUUGUCGUUUCAGAUCCUGAGGAUUACCAACCGCCCAUAUGGAAGUCUUACUUGUACCGGCUCCAGCAGGAAGCUCCUCGGCCCAAGAGGAUGACCUGCCCUCAGGAGAUGGAGACCAGACCCAAAUAUUACGGCAGAGAGUUCCAUGGCAUGCUAUCCAGAGAGUCUGCAGAUGAGCUACUGGGAGGAGCAGAGGGGGCUUACCUUGUCAGAGAGAGCCAGAGACAGCCAGGGACACACACCUUGGCCUUAAGGUUUGGGUACCAGACCCUGAACUACAGACUGUUCUAUGACGGGAAGCACUUUGUGGGGGAGAAGCGCUUUGAGACGGUCCAUGACCUGGUGACGGAUGGCCUCAUCACCCUGUACAUCGAGACCAAGGCAGCAGAGUACAUCGCCAAGAUGACCACCAACCCCAUCUAUGAACACCUGGGCUACACAUCCCUGCUGAAGGACAAGAUGGGGCACCGGCUGAGCCGGAGACGCACUGAACCCCAUAGGGUCACCUUCCAGAGAGAGGACAGGAAGGUGAGGUAUUUGCUUUGA